Molecule: messenger RNA, 1734 nt
Organism: Monascus purpureus
Lineage: Eukaryota; Fungi; Ascomycota; Eurotiomycetes; Eurotiales; Aspergillaceae
Source: the annotation of a GenBank genome assembly
AUGGCAGAGUCCAAAAGAGACAACCAAAUCAAUGCCCGUGGUGAUCAUGCCGUGGAGACGGGAAGUUCUCGAGAGCAGCAUGAGCUUGACAUGCUGCCCGAGUCUCCGAACUCGUCAGAUUCGGAAACCAUGAUAGAAACUGGGAAUGGUCGGGGGAGAUUCCGUGUCCUUGCAAUUAUGGUUGCGCUGUCUCUUUCAGUCUUCGUAGCUGCCUUGGACCAGACUAUCAUGUCCACGGCCAUACCGACAAUCACUGCAAAACUGGACUCUGCGGCCGGUUAUACAUGGAUCGGGGGUGCUUAUCUCCUUGCCAAUGCAGCCGGUGCACCCAUCUGGUCUAAGUUAUCAGAUAUUUGGGGUAGGAAGCCGAUCUUGCUGCUGGCUGUUGCCUGGUUCUUCAUUAGUUCCAUCAUAUGUGCCACGGCUGUCAAUAUGCAAAUGCUGAUUGCCGGCCGUGCUCUGCAGGGCACGGCUGGGGGCGGUUUAUUCCAACUGGUCACAAUCACCAUCUCUGAUCUCUUCAGCGUCAGACGUCGUAGUCUAUAUCUUGGAUUCAUAGAGUUCAUGUGGGCUUUAGCCGGUGGAGUUGGGCCUCUGCUUGGAGGCGCUUUCUCUGAAUACGUAUCCUGGCGCUGGAACUAUUGGGUUAAUCUUCCCAUUUCGGGGACAACAUUCGUCCUCCUACUCCUCUUCUUGGACGUGCACAACCCAAAAACACCGGUGCUCGAGGGUGUGCGUGCUAUUGACUGGUUCGGAUGUCUCUCUAUCCUGGGACUGACGCUGAUGGUCCUUCUGGGCAUUAAUUUUGGCGGAGAGACAUUCCCCUGGAAAUCACCGCAGGUGAUCUGUCUCAUCAUUUUUGGCUCUUUCUGUUCCCUCUUGUUCAUAUACAGCGAGAAGCGUCUGGCCAAGUACCCCAUCAUGCCCUUCAGUCUGUUCAAAAGCGCAUCGAACAUAGCCGUUCUUGUAGUUAGCUUUACGCACGGUUUCGUUUUCAUUGCCAGCGAGUACUACCUACCUUUAUAUCUUCAGUCCGUCAAGCAAGCAUCCCCCAUGCGCUCAGGUCUCCUGGUCCUCCCUCUUAUCGUCGUGGAGGCCAUGAUGGGCGUGUUGUCUGGUGCCAUCAUCCACCGAACAGGUCGAUACCUGGAACUCAUCUGGAUCGGAUGCGUUCUAUGUACAGUCGGAAACGGAUUAUACAUCCAUCUGAACGCGACCUCGUCUUUGGGUGAAAUCAUAGGAUUCCAGGUUGUCAUGGGUCUCGGAGCGGGCCUCCUCUUCGAACCCCCUCUGAUCGCCCUGCAAAAUCUGGCUUCACAAGAAGACACUGCCGCCGCAACGGCGACGCAGGGCUUCAUACGCAACCUGGCAACUUCAGCCUCUGUCGUCAUCGGCGGCGUCGUCUUCCAGAACAGCAUGAACAAGCAGGCAUCCAAGUUAAAAGCCGCUGGAUUACCGGACAGCUUGGCUCAGAGGCUAUCGGGGAACUCAGCGGCAGCGAGUAUCACCAUUAUCAAGACCAUAAAGGACCCCCUGCAACUCCUCGCUGUGAAAAAGGCUUUCUCGUGGAGUUUGCACAACAUGUGGAUUCUAUACACGGCUAUUGCGGCCGUUGGCAUCGUCGCGAGUGCGUUUAUUACGAGCGAGAAACUGAACAAGGAGCACGUUGAGACCAAAACGGGUCUUAGAAAGGAGAAAUCUGAAAGUGGUGGUGUACUCGUUACUGCGGUUUGA